Messenger RNA from Aspergillus clavatus NRRL 1, 1107 nucleotides. Its product is annotated as homoserine dehydrogenase. Gene Ontology annotation, molecular function: aspartate kinase activity; homoserine dehydrogenase activity; NADP binding. Bases 1 to 1107 code for a protein of 368 amino acids. NCBI's taxonomy places the organism in Eukaryota, Fungi, Ascomycota, Eurotiomycetes, Eurotiales, Aspergillaceae. Gene Ontology annotation, biological process: aspartate family amino acid biosynthetic process; L-homoserine biosynthetic process. The transcript has 2 exons. The record is from RefSeq and is a predicted model, not a curated record.
AUGUCUAACAUCUAUCUCGGUGUCAUCGGCGUCGGUGGUGUUGGAACCGCCUUCCUUAGCCAACUCGCCCAUCUCCCCAAUGCCCCCAAGCUGAUCUUCCUGGCCCGUUCGACGCAGACUUUCCUGGCCCCGACACCGGCCUACUCCCCCGCCAUCCCCGCUGGUGACUGGAAGGCGGCCACCGAGAACUCCUCGCUGACCAAGUCGGGCCCUCUGUCCCCAGAGGAGAUCGCCUCGUACCUCGCGUCCGCCCCCGGCCGCUCCAUCCUGGUCGACAACACCAGCGACCCGACCCUGGCCAGCUCCUACCCCAUCUUCCUCCGCAAGGGCAUCUCCAUCGUCACCCCGAACAAGAAGGGUUUCUCCUCAGACCUGGCGCUAUGGAAAGAUAUCUUCGCCUCCGCCGCGCAGGGUAAGGCGCUGGUGUACCACGAGAGCACCGUCGGCGCCGGCCUGCCCGUCAUCUCGACGCUGCGCGAUCUCGUUGCCACGGGCGACGAGGUCACCCGCAUCGAAGGCGUGUUCUCCGGCACGCUGUCGUUCCUGUUCAACACCUUCGCGCCCGUCGGCGGCGCCUCGUCCGCCAAGUGGAGCGAGGUCGUUGCCCAGGCCAAGGAGCUGGGCUACACGGAGCCCGACCCGCGCGACGACCUCAACGGCAUGGACGUCGCGCGCAAGCUGACCAUCCUGGCGCGCAUUGCUGGCCUCGACGUCCAGGGCCCGGACUCGUUCCCCAUUGAGUCGCUCAUCCCCGCCGAGCUGGCCUCGUUGCCCUCGACGGCCGACGGCAUCGCGCAGUUCAUGACGCGGCUGCCUGAGUUCGAUGCGCAGAUGGCUGCCAUCAAGGAGGGAGCCGAGAAGCAGGGUAAGGUUGUGCGGUAUGUCGGCAGCAUCGAUGUGGGCAAGAAGGAGGUGCGCGUUGGACUGCAGCAGUUCAACAAGGACAGCGCUAUUGCGGGACUCAAGGGUAGCGACAACAUCAUCAGCUUCUACACGAAGCGGUACGGCAGCAACCCACUCAUUGUGCAGGGAGCCGGUGCCGGCGGCGAUGUGACCGCCAUGGGCGUGACGGCGGAUCUCAUCAAGGUCAUUCAGCGUCUGGAGUAG